CCGGCGCCUCGUCUCUCAUUUUAGUCGAAGAGACGACGGCGAGCGGUCGACGACGACGACAUUAAAGUAGCGGCAAUUGUUCAGAGUAAAUCUCUUCAUUAUAUAACUGGACUACUUUUUUUUUUUAAAAAACCUCCGUCGUUGGGAUUUUUUUUUGUAACUCCAACUGAAAAACCUCACUUUUUCUCGCUCUCAAGUCAAAAUGGAGAACGGCGACAACAAAUCUUGUCUCUCCGAGCUGCUGCUGGAAAAGAGCAGCCUGGACUCGUCGUUCACGCACGCCACCAAACUUAUAAACGCAGAAGUCGAAAGGAUCCAAAAAGGUGAACCCAAGAAGGACGAGCCUGACACGUACCUGGAUCUUUUUACACAACAUAACAUAAAACUCAAGGAGCGGAUCCUCAUACCUGUCAAGCAAAACCCCAGGUUCAACUUUGUGGGAAAGAUUCUGGGACCCCAAGGCAACACCAUCAAACGUCUGCAGGAGGAGACCGGAGCCAAGAUCUCUGUGCUGGGCAAGGGCUCAAUGAGAGACAAAACUAAGGAGGAGGAGCUUAGAUCCGGAGGCGAGCCAAAAUAUGCCCACCUGUCCAUGGAGCUGCAUGUGUUUGUGGAGGUGUUUGCCCCUGUCCCCGACGCCUACCUGCGCAUGGCCCACGCCAUGGAAGAAGUCAAGAAGUUCCUAAUUCCUGAUGUGACCGACGAUAUCUGCCAAGAGCAGUUCAUGGAGAUGGGCUACCUGAAUGGAGGCCAGGAACAUGGAGGCCGAGGAAGAGGAAUCCGGGCACGUGGCGGCCCCCCAGGAACGCACAGGGGGAGGGGAAUGCCACCUCGUGGUGCUGCUGCUCGGGGAGCCAGAGGGGGCACAGUCAGAGGCGCCCCGUCAGGACGAGGAGGGCCUGCCGCUGCAUCUGGCAGGGGAGCUGCGGCAUCCCGUGCCAGGCCAUCAGCUGCUGGGCCCCCACAGAGGAUGCAAUCCCACCAGCAAACUUCUGCUACAGGCGGCGAGAGCUAUGAUGGAUAUGGCUACAACGAGAGCUACGAUGCUGCGAACUACGACUCAUAUGGCAACUAUUACAAUCAGCAGCAGGCAGAACCACAAUACUACGACUAUGGACAUGGAGAGUCUGCAGAGUCCUAUGACACUUAUGCCCAGGAUGAUUGGAACGGGAACCAGAGAGCAGCUCCAAGCAAAGCCCCGCCUGCCUCCAGAGGUGCCAAGACGCCAUACAGGGAGCACCCAUACAGAGCAUACUGAAGUGGCCCCGCCCUCCCCUUUACAGUGUUACCUGUCGACAACGGCAGCUGUCGCUUUAAGCAGCCUGACACAAGUAAUUGUCCGUUUUGGCUUUGGUUUCUUUUACAGGUUUUAUUUGUUUUUCUGACAUUGGACUUUCUUA
Messenger RNA from Nerophis ophidion (straightnose pipefish), 1400 nucleotides. RefSeq names its product KH domain containing, RNA binding, signal transduction associated 1b (gene khdrbs1b). Gene Ontology annotation, cellular component: nucleus. Gene Ontology annotation, molecular function: mRNA binding; poly(A) binding. NCBI's taxonomy places the organism in Eukaryota, Metazoa, Chordata, Actinopteri, Syngnathiformes, Syngnathidae. The transcript has 9 exons. Gene Ontology annotation, biological process: regulation of alternative mRNA splicing, via spliceosome. The record is from RefSeq and is a predicted model, not a curated record. The coding region runs from base 203 to 1258 and encodes 351 amino acids.